UGUCUAAGUGGAUGUCAGCUGGCCGAAGUUACCAAUGAAAAGUACUGGAAAGAGCCGUUUAGCGCUAUUUGCUCAUACGGAGAUCUGCUAGAGUUUGUUGUUUUGGAUGUGGAGCCCGUCUCCACCCGCGGGAAAUUUGCUUUGGCGGAUGUCCAGUGCGUGCGCGCCCGCGACUUAGGGCGGGCGUCUGGAUCUUUCUUUACUCGAACGCAUCUUGGCAACCUUCUGCGGCCGGGGGACAGCUGUUUGGGCUACGACUUGACUUCCCUCAACACCAACAACUCUGAUUUUGAGAGUCUCGAUCACUGCCAGCUGUUACCUGUGCUUUUGGUUAAAAAACAUUAUCCUUACCGACGAAAGAACAGGCGUUCUAGAAAGUGGAAGCUGAAAACUCUCGAUAAGGAAAUCGAGUGUACCAACCAGUUUGAGCAAGAUAAGGCCAGUGCCGCAUUCGAGUCAUUUCUUCAAGAUGUGGAGGAGGACCGAGAGCUUCGCUCUACCAUAAACAUCUUUAAAAAUCUUCACUUUAACUCCGACGACUGCGCUGUGCGUAACGAAGAAGAUGAAGGAGAAGAAGACUUUCCAGAGCCUUCUAUUGAAGAGAUGCUCGAUGAACUCACGCUGGAGGAUGACCCGCUCUGCCCGAUUCCUAACUAAAAAAGAAUUCUUUUUUUCGUGCGACGAGAAGUUUGGAGGGCUUUUACUUUGGAUUUCCAUUAUGCGUAACUGGUUAUAACUCGCCUCGUAGACGUUACUAAUCUCAAGCUCUUCAAAGCAGUUACUUGUGUUUAAAUAGUUGUAGUAUUUCUGUUAUUUGGCUUGCUAUAAUAAAUUUU
Messenger RNA from Zophobas morio, 836 nucleotides. RefSeq lists its product as uncharacterized. Gene Ontology annotation, molecular function: ribosomal large subunit binding. Gene Ontology annotation, biological process: ribosomal large subunit export from nucleus. The transcript is spliced from 7 exons. Lineage: Eukaryota; Metazoa; Arthropoda; Insecta; Coleoptera; Tenebrionidae. The record is from RefSeq and is a predicted model, not a curated record. The annotation marks the transcript as partial. Gene Ontology annotation, cellular component: cytoplasm; nucleus.